AUGAGUACAGAUAACCAAGUGAGUAUAGGUGACCUAGUGAGUACAGGUGACCAAGUGGGUACAGGUGGACAAGUGAGUACAGAUGGACAAGUGAGUACAGAUAACCAAGUGAGUAUAGGUGACUUAGUGAGUACAGGUGACCAAGUGAGUACAGGUGGACAAGUGAGUACAGAUAAUCAAGUGAGUACAGAUGACCAAGCGAGUACAGGUGGACAAGUAAGUACAGAUGGACAAGUGGGUACAGGUGGACAAGGGAGUACCGAUGUACAAAUGAGUACAGAUAACCAAGUGAGUAUAGGUGACCUAGUGAGUACAGGUGACCAAGUGCAUGCAGGUGGACAAGUGAAUACCGAGUGCCAAGUGAGUAUAGAUGACCAAGUGAGUGCAGGUAACCAAGUGAGUACAGGUGGACAAGUGAGUACAAAUGACCAAGUGAGUACAGGUGACCAAGUUAGUACAGGUGAACAAGUGAGUACAGAUGACCAAGUGAGUACAGGUGGCAAAGUGAGUACAGGUGGCCGAUUGAAUACAGCUGAUCAAGUGAGUACAGGUGACCAAGUGAGUACAGGUGACCAAGUGAGUACAGGUGGCAAAGUGAGUACAGGUGGCCGAUUGAGUACAGCUGAUCAAGUGAGUACAGGUGACCAAGUGAGUACAGGUGACCAAGUGAGUACAGAUGACCAAAUAAGUACAGGUGACCAAGUGAGUACAGGUGACAAAGUGAAUACAGCUGAUCAAGUGAAUACAGCUGAUCAAGUGAGUAUAGAUGACCGAGUGAGUACAGAUGACCCAAGUGAGUACAGGUGA
This is a messenger RNA of Mya arenaria, 807 nucleotides long. RefSeq names its product fibrinogen alpha-1 chain-like. The transcript has a single exon. The record is from RefSeq and is a predicted model, not a curated record. Lineage: Eukaryota; Metazoa; Mollusca; Bivalvia; Myida; Myidae. The coding region runs from base 1 to 807 and encodes 268 amino acids.